Molecule: messenger RNA, 1491 nt
Organism: Lachancea dasiensis
Lineage: Eukaryota; Fungi; Ascomycota; Saccharomycetes; Saccharomycetales; Saccharomycetaceae
Source: the annotation of a GenBank genome assembly
AUGCCAUUUCUCUACUUUAGAAACACUUUUGGUCUUAGAUAUCUGUCAACAGCAAGAAAAUCAGUGUCGGUCAUUGGGUCAGGUCCCUCUGGCUUUUAUACCGUCUGUAGACUGCUUUCCAAGUCUACAGUUCCUCUGGAUGUUACGCUGUGGGAGAAGCUGAUCGUGCCAUUUGGCCUGAGUCGUUAUGGCGUGGCUCCAGAUCAUCCGGAGGUGAAAAACUGUGAGGAUACCUUCAGCCGAUGCGCUGAGGAGUUUAGAAUACCUAACAAGGCAGGACACCACUUCAGAUUUAUGGGUAACGUUAAUAUUGGGGAAGAUCUGAAACUUCGACAGCUACUUGAAACUCAAGAUGCGGUAAUAUUGAGCUAUGGGUGCGGCGGAGAUCGAAGGUUAGGUAUUCCAGGUGAAAAAGAUACUCAUGGAGUUUUCACCAGUCGAGAAAUAGUCAACUGGUAUAAUGGACAUCCGGAGUUUUCUGGAAAUAAGGAUACCCUAAGCAGUUUUGACUGGAGUAGAGUUCGCAAGGUUGGCAUCAUUGGUAAUGGUAAUGUGGCUUUGGACAUUACGAGAAUUCUCUUGAGCAAUCGAAUACCUGAAAUUUGGUCGCAAACGGAUAUCAAUUUGGAGGCUCUCAGAGCCCUCAAUCAAGCUCCAAUCGAACAGGUCAAGCUGAUUGCACGUAGGGACUUUCAACACAGCAAGUUUACCAACAAGGAGUUUCGAGAGCUCUGGGAGUUGGAGAAGUACGGUAUCAAGGGUAUCAUAAGACCAGAAUUCUUUGAUGUGACCAAAUUCGACAUGGCUGGUGCUGAUCGAGUGUUCAAAAGGCGCGUCGAAAUGGUUUCUGAGUAUUUGCUACCUUUUGAUCAACGAACCAAGAAAAGCUACAAAAAGAAUAAACCCCCUUCGACAGGCGUUACCAAGACGUGGGAGCUCGAUUUUCUCAAGACACCACUGAAAAUCAACAGUGACUCGCAAGGAAGACUUCAAUCUGUUACUUUGUGUGAAAACAGCCUGACUUCCGAUAACCAGGUAAAGCAACAUCAUGACGAAACGCUGGAAUACGAUGUGGACGUGCUGAUUACGUCGCUUGGAUACGGAAGCAGUCCACUCGAGGAGUUUGUUCCGUUGAACAUUGGCUUUGGAUCAAAUCGGGUUACGAAUACCAAUGGUCAUGUAUUAGAUACCAACGGUUCCAUGGUGCCGGGGCUCUUUGCCGCGGGCUGGAUACGAAAAGGAAGUAGCGGUGUUAUUGCCUCUACGAUGGCAGAUGCAUUUCAAGUGGCUGAUGCAGUUAUUGCGGAGCUUGAAUCCGGGGCGUUACCCAAGACCAAAGCCUUGGAUGUGUCUGGUUUGAAAUAUACGACGUGGGAGGACUGGCAAAAGAUCGACAACGAAGAACGCAAGCAGGGUAUUUUGGAGGGCAAGCCACGUAGUAAGAUGUUAUCGGCCUCCGAAAUGCUUGAGUUUCUUGAUUCCACAAAGUAA